AUCAUCAAAAGUCGACUCAAAACUACACCAUUGGCGGAUCGGUGCAUUUCUUUAGUUGAAUUUGAAUCUAAUAAGAAAACGCUUUCCAAGAAAGAUAUUAAGUUUGAAUCUAAAUAUUUCUCAACGCUUUCAGAAUCGGGUAAAUUUUUAAUAAAAGCAAUUUGAGUGGAAUACAAGGGAAACUUAAAGAAUGUAUUUUACAUUUUUGAUCUUUAUUACUAUCCUCCUCGUCCUGGACUUUCUAGUUAAAAGGAGACGUUAUGGUUUGACUUCCAACUAUCGAGGUCCGAAAAUCUAUCCAAUAUUUGGAACUACCGAAAUACUCAAAAGGAGAGAAGUGGAAGACUACUUAGAAACUUUCCGGGGCUUCAGUGUGAAAUAUGGGCCAAUAUAUCGUAUGUGGAUGGCUCACGAAUUAGUCAUUUUCGUAGAAGAUCCUGCAAUUUUAGAGACACUUCUGUCCAGCCCCAAGUACGCUCACAAACAUUCACUAUAUGGGAUGAUCAAAUUCUGGCUGAGAGAUGGAUUGCUUUUAAGCACAGGACAAAAGUGGCAGUCCCGACGGAAAAUAACUACAGCCGCAUUUCAUUUUAAAAUCCUUGAAGGAUUUGUGGAUAUUUUCGAUCAUAACAGUCACAUUUUGGCGAAGAAAUUCGAAAAGCAUUUAGACGGGAAUGCGUUUGAUGUCUACUGGGACCUUAGUUUAGCAGCUUUAGAUAUCAUUUGUGAAACAGCGAUGGGCACAAGAAUCAAUGCGCAGACAAGUGCUGACAGUGAAUAUGUUCGAGCUAUCGAAGAGCUGACUAAUAUUAUAACAAAACGUGUUGUCAACGUCUGGUACUGGAAUGAUACGAUAAUGGGUAUAUUAGCUCCCAAAAUGAAGGAGCGCCAGGAUCACCUUGUUAAAAUCCUUCAUGGUUUUUCUGAAGGUGUCAUACUUGAGCGCCGGAAAGCAUUAUUGAAGGACCAAAAGGAAAGAGACACUGCAUCCAUAACCGAAGAUGGCAUUACCACGAAAAGGAAAGUUGCUCUUCUUGAUGUUCUUCUGCAAUCAACAAUUGAUGGAAAACAGCUUACAAAUGCUGAUAUUCGGGAAGAAGUGGACACAUUUAUGUUUGGAGGACAAGACACUUGUGCGUCCGCAGUGUCCUUUGCACUCUAUUGCUUAUCGCGUCAUCCAGAAGUGCAGAGCCGAGCAUUCCAAGAAAUAUGUGAAGUCAUAGGAACUGAUAAAAAUAAGCCGGUGACUUACAAGGAUUUACAAAAUUUGAAAUAUAUGGAAUGUGUUAUCAAAGAAACGUUGCGAAUGUACCCAAGUGGACCAAUAAUAGGAAGGAGAACGCUGGAAGAUUCAAAAAUUGGUGAAUAUUCAAUACCAGCUAAUACAAACAUUAUUCUGCCUAUUUACUUCACGUUUCGGAAUCCUACGUCAUUUCCUGAGCCCGAUAAGUUCAACCCGGAUAGAUUUAUGGAAGAUUCCGCAGGAAAAAUCAACCCUUAUGCUUUUAUUCCAUUUAGUGCUGGACCUCGUCAGUGUGUUGGACAAAAGUUCGCAAUGUUGGAAAUGAAGAGCUUGCUUUCAACUAUGUUAAGAUAUUAUGAGUUGUUACCCAUGGGGCCUGAUCCCAUACCAGUCAUAAACAUAGUCUUAAGAUCGUCGAAUGGUGUCCAUAUUGGAAUAAGGGAGAGAAAACUUUAAAUGUGUUUUAGCUGUUAAUAUUGUGAUAAUUUGUUAUAAAUACAAAGUUUUGGAAAACAUA
Molecule: messenger RNA, 1760 nt
Organism: Hermetia illucens (black soldier fly)
Lineage: Eukaryota; Metazoa; Arthropoda; Insecta; Diptera; Stratiomyidae
Product: cytochrome P450 4d2-like
Exons: 7
Coding region: 191-1699 (502 amino acids)
Molecular function (GO): oxidoreductase activity, acting on paired donors, with incorporation or reduction of molecular oxygen; monooxygenase activity; heme binding
Source: RefSeq, a predicted model, not a curated record